Oncorhynchus nerka (sockeye salmon) is the source of this 2610-nucleotide messenger RNA. Its product is annotated as P2R1A-PPP2R2A-interacting phosphatase regulator 1-like. The record is from RefSeq and is a predicted model, not a curated record. Gene Ontology annotation, molecular function: protein serine/threonine phosphatase inhibitor activity. NCBI's taxonomy places the organism in Eukaryota, Metazoa, Chordata, Actinopteri, Salmoniformes, Salmonidae. The coding region runs from base 676 to 1350 and encodes 224 amino acids. The transcript has 9 exons.
GGCACUGUUAUGACAGAUUACGAAGUGCCUCUAUUUGGUGGAGGACUAUGUUGUGAAAUCUUUCAAUUAGUUAUAUUUUGAUAAAUAGUUACAUUUUUGGGAUAUUUUGUCGAUUUCGUUGAGGACGCAAUGGACAACUUAACCGGAGGAUGGAACUUUUCAACGACGCAAAUGUUUUGUUGAGGACUGUUGUUUUAUUCUCUGACUGGUUAGCUACUAGCUACCUAGCCAAGUUGGAGUGUUAAUGGUUAGCUACUGUAGCUAGCUAGCUAACCCUAAAAAGUCACGUCUCAACUGGCCGCCUAACCUAAUUUCCCUUAAAAGUUAUUGUAAGGGAUAUAUCUCUCUAGUUGACAGUAUUGGUCAAGUAUGUGUUUGUUUAGCCUUUGUGCGACAACAGGAAUUGCAUUUGAGUACUUUAUAAGGUUAGCUAGUUACGAAUAGUCGCUUGCUGUAACUUGUGCCAAGUCUGACUUCAUCUAACAAAAAUGAGAUAGAGGGAAGACACCAAGGACAUUUCCCGCUGAUUUAGCUGCUCUGAAUUGGACCGAAAGGUUUGUGUGUGAGGCCUGCAGGUCGGGCUUUCACCCGGAUAGAGUAGGGCCGUACGCCGCUUCUGAGCGCUCCUAGGCCAGCAGCUCGCGCUGCUAGGCUGGAGGCCGGUGAUUUCAAGAAAUGGAACGAAUGGAAGUGGACCAGUGCGCAGGCGCAGCUGCCGGGAGCGGAGGCGGGGCUCUUCGUAGAUCGAACAGCGCCCCCAUGAUCACGAGUGUCAGCGAUGGUAUGACAGUGUUCAGUCCAACUAUUUCACCCCGGUAUCGACGGAGCAGUGUCUCUGUCAACCCCAGCUGUCCUUCUCUGGCCGUCCCCCUGUCCCCUUUCUCAUUGGGUGGUGAGAGACCAGACCACAAAAGGCAGGAAGAGAAUAUGGAGAUGACACUCAGGGGGAGUCUUCAGAGACUGAGUGAUUCCAACCUGGUCCCUCCUGUCAGUCACUGGCAUGACCAUUCAUCAGUGGGAUUCCAUUUACCGGACAGUGGUAUCACACCCAAUUCGUCCCCUAGUCCAACUCGGAGGUUUAGGGGGCCAACAGUCAGCUCUACUGUGAGAUGGCCUGCCCUGACUCCACUGAAAAGGAAAGGAGGAGUGGAGUCUGAUGGUCCGCCGAAGAAGCUGUUUGUUGCCGGGGUAACAGAUCCUGCUCACCGAACUAGUUACACAGUCAGUGUGACUCAGGCAUCUGCUGGCUCUCCUACAGGUGGUGUGUCUGUGUGUGGUGCUAGUCCCCAGGGUAGUACCCUGUACCUGUCUCCUCCCCCCUCAUUCACCUCUCACCAGCCCAAUAUCUAGAAACCACAACACCAGCAGCCUAUCACAGACCAGGACUACAGUCAGUCCUAGAUUCUACUCACAGCCUAUCAGAGCGCUCCUCUCCCUCAAACCAUCAGAGCCUUGGGGAAACUCAUCAUAUUCCUUGGCUCCUGAAGUAAUCAUGUCUUGAGUUGUAAUCAAGAUAUAGAUGUUACACAAAGACUGGCACCUGUGCUUUGUUAAUCAGAAGGUUGCAUGAAAUGCCCUGCCAAAGAAAGUCAGGGGUGAAGAGACUAUACUUUUCCUUGUUGGGCUUUUGUUUAUAUCAAAGUUAGAGGUGUUAAAAGGCCUUUUGUGUUGUGUUCAGGGGUAAUGGUGAGGGCAUGUUGUAAUCCCACUGAACGUGACCCAAUAGUCCAGUAUUCUUUGAUGUCCAGAAGUAAGCGCUCAAAAAUGAGUCAUGAAGAUAAGGUGUCACAGCAGACUGUCAAGCCAGCGGUGGCUCAGUUUGUCUAUGUGAAUAGUGUAUUAAUAUGUGAAUACUGAUAUAAGCAGGGCUGCCUUUAAGGCAGGACUGGGAGUGGGUUCUCUGGCUGAGGGGGAUUGUUCUGUAGAUAUAGAAUCCCUAGGCAAAGUUCUGCCCAGAGGACCCACCCAGUCCUGGUCCUUUAUGGCCUAAACCUAAUGAGAGAUUGGCAUGGAUACUCACCUCUUGACAGGUGUGUGUAAACUUUAGUUUGAUAGAAGGGACCUCGACUGGUGAUCUCAGUCCUCUGGGUAGUGCGUGAUAUUACCCUUUCUCUACAUACAUACUACUUUAAAAAGGUUAGCCCUUGGGGUGUUAUCACAUUUUCCCAUUGAUUACAUGAAUGUUAUUAUUUGACUUCUGUAAUGUGGUAUGGUUGUACAUGCUCAGAUGCUAUGUGUAAUACUCUUCAAAUGCCCUUUCCAGAGCUGAGUUUUACACCAACAGACAGAUUCUUUUCUCUAAAUUGUCUCCUUUUUGUGGACGGAACAUUCUACUUCCAAUUAAGAUUUUGCACAGUAUUCACAUUAUUAAUCAAUAUUGCUGUUACACAAAUGGGAUCCUGUUUAAGACAUGCUGUUGCGUUGUAUAUUUGUUGCUUAAUUUGUUCAUUUCUCAUCAGAUCUCUGUCCUGUCUCAAAGAAGUGCUUAGGUCAGCAAGGGUUGAGGGUCAUCUUCUGAUCUUAACCCCAGAUUUAGAAACUUUGUUUGUUUUUCCUCAGUGACAAUCAGUGAAUUUGGAGGGAAAUAAAAACUCUAGUUGUUUUAAGUUC